CAAGCGACCUCUAUCUGUACAGCGGUUUCUUUAGUCUUAACAAGCAACGUUUAUGGAUUUACUUCACCACGCUGUGUUUAUGAAUUGUGACUGAUACAGAGCAUAAGGUUGGUGUGGAAUUUUGUAAUAAAAGGAUUCCUGUGUGCCCUGGAAUGUAUCUGCCUAAAAUGAGGAACUGUUGAGCACUGUCUGGUCAGUUUGGAACCAUACUGUGUGUGGAUGCCUCCGACUCUCGCUGGAUGAUUCCAUCUCUAUGAUGAAAGGCUUAUCCGGCAGCCGCAGCCACCACCACAUGGUGACCUGUGACCCCUCCUUGGACUCCAUGGGUCACCACAUGGACCACAAGCCCUACCUCAUCAGCCAAAUUGAGAACUCCCUCCCAGCCGACCACUCCUACUACUCCCAGAGGAGCCCCUACCAGUCUGACUGUGUUGUGCCUUAUGGGACCUUCCCUCGUAGACACUACAGUUCUCAGCAUGAUUCGAAGGAUGAGACUGCUGUGGUUCCCUACACUGGGGGAGGGGUUCCAGCCAACAAGGGCCCGCGACUUCCCGUUUCCAUAUUGGAUCAGUUUGACCGCCAACUCCCAGGGCCUCGGGACGGUUACCACACAUUACAGUACAAGCGUGCCGCCGCAGCGUUGGAACAACGGAGCGACAGCCCUGGCCGAAUUCGGCAUCUGGUGCACUCUGUCCAGAAGCUCUUCACCAAGUCCCACUCUCUAGAGGGCCCACAACAUGCUCAUGCCCAUGGCAAGGGCAGCAUAAAUGGAGGCAAAGCCAGUCCCGAUGGAGACCCUCCCGCUAUUCGGCACCGGAAGCGUAGCAAGAGCAGAGAACGCUGCAAGUCGGCAGAGCCCAAGAACAGGACGCCACCAUCUGGAUACUGGAGCUCUGAUGACUUGGAACGUGAGGCCUGCCUGUUUCAACACGGACUACCAGGCGUCAUGACCAUGGGCCGGCACCCGGAAAAGUCCCAGUCCCAGUACUUCCUGGAGGCAUACAACACCAUCAAUGACCAGGCGCUAAAAAACUCCCGCAGCAACAAUGAUUUAGGAAAGUGCUCUACCUGCACAAGCAUACCGCUGAGUGUGGAUGCUACACAGCUCGUGAAGAAGAGCUUGUGGUCGUCCUCUCUCACGGUGAGCAGAGCACGUCAAGUCUACCAGAAGGCCUCGGUAAAUGUAGAUAAGGCUCUAGUGAAAGCAGAGGCUUGUCAGCAGGACCGCUCAUGCCAAUUCUUGCAGGUCCCUCAAGACGAGUGGGGAGGCUUUCCACUAGGCAAGGAUGAAGAUAUUCCAUGCAGACGCAUGCGCAGUGGCAGCUAUGUGAAAGCCAUGGCAGAUGAUGACAGUGAAGACUCAGAUGGGAGCCCUAAACCCUCGCCCAAGAUGCAGGCGCGACGGGCUAGCUACCUCAAAGCCACCCAGCCAUCGCUUACAGAGAUGGCCACUUUAAAGAUCUCCACAGAACACUCUCCAAAGCUGCAGAUCCGGAGUCACAGCUACUUACGAGCGGUGAGUGAAGUUUCCAUCAAUAGGAGCCUGGACACCCUGGACCCCAAAGCUCUGCUUGCCUCUCCCCAAUACCGCUCGCGCAACGAGAGCUACAUGAGGGCUAUGAGCACCAUCAGCCAGGUGAGUGAGGUGGAGGUUAACGGGCAGAUCGAGGCAAUGUGUGAGAGCAUGUUCAGUGAAAUGGAGUCACAGGCAGUGGAUGCCCUAGACCUGCCCAUGCCCGGCUGCUUCCGUAUGAGGAGUCACAGUUACGUGCGUGCCAUUGACCAGGGUUGCUCGGAAGAUGAGGAAGAUGGGUCUCUGCUUCCAGCCUCCCCCCCACGGACCACCACUACUGUCAGAACCAUACAGAGCAGCACAGUAUCGUCUUGCAUCACCACUUACAAAAAGACUCCUCCUCCAGUCCCUCCCCGCACCUCCACCAAGCCCUUCAUCUCUAUCACAGCCCAGAGCAGCACUGAGUCUGCGCAGGAUGCUUACAUGGAAUGUCCCAGUAUGCGGGGUGAGCCAGUCCUCCAUUCCGGUCUCAGCAAUUCCACUGAGAGUAUUGACAGCAUGAAAGCCCUGACGGCAGCCAUCGAGGCGGCCAAUGCUCAGAUCCACGGCCCAGCCAGCCAGCACGUCAGUAACAGCACCGUUACAGUUAGCACCAGCCCCUCUCCCCUGCCACUGCCAGUACCCAUAGCCAUAACUGCCAUGGAUGACGUCCGUAGGGAUGUGCUCAGGAAGGGCAGAUGCCUUUCUAUUGGCAUCCAGGUGGAUGGGCCUGAUGACCAGGAACUAGAGGACCAGUCCAAGUUUCAGUCAGUGGGAAUUCAGGUUGAAGAGGAGCAUGGUCACCGGCGGUUCAAGCGCUCUAACAGUGUAACAGCAGCAGUACAGGCUGAUCUGGACACUCCAGACUAUACGCCAGCUGAUUCUCCUGUCACAGAUUUCCCCUCUUCAGGCUGUUUGUCACGGCAGUACUCACGCGAUGCCGCCACUUCCACCGUCAGCAUCCAGGGCUCAGGGAACCACUACCAUGCCUGCACAUCAGAUGAUUUUGAGGAUGUUGGGUUUGACCCCUCCAUCCUGCCCCCACCUGACCCGUGGAUCGACAGCGUGACGGAAGACCCCUUGGAGGUCGUGGGCCACUCAGUGUGCCAGCGUGAUGGCCGCUGGUUCCUCAAGCUGCUGCAGGCAGAGACAGAGCGCAUGGAGGGCUGGUGCAAGCAGAUGGAGCAGGAUGAGAGGGAAAAUAGGCUACCUGAUGACAUCUUGGGAAAGAUCCGCAGUUCAGUGGGAAGUGCACAGCUGCUUAUGUCUCAGAAGUUCCAGCAGUUCAGGGAGCUGUGUGAAGAGAAUCUGAACCCAAAUGCUCACCCAAGGCCAGUGGCUCAGGAUCUGGCAGGGUUCUGGGACAUGCUCCAGCUCUCCAUUGAGAAUAUCAGCCUCAAGUUUGAUGAGCUGCACCAACUCAAAGCCAACAACUGGAGGCCCCUCGACCCCCCUGAGAGAAAGAAUGAGAGAAGGCUGCCUCCCCCAGUGCCAAAGAAACCCCCGAAAGGCCACCCUCCAUUGGCCAGAGACCGCUCGCUGGAGAGCACCGAGAAGCAGCGUCAAGAGGCACGCAAGCGUUUGAUGGCGGCCAAGCGAGCUGCUUCGGUGCGGCAGAACUCAGCCACAGAGAGCGCAGACAGCAUCGAGAUCUAUAUACCUGAGGCACAGACCAGACUAUGAAACUACCAAACACAAAUACACACUCACACACAAAUGCUCAAGUGAGCAGAGCACAUCACACAGAAUUGUGUUUGCCUAAUGCUAAGAUCACUGUAUAUUAGGAGCAACUACACCAGCACCAUGAAAGCACAGUAGUAGUAGUAGUAGUAAUAGUAGUAGUAAUAGUAGUAGUAGUAGUAAUUUGACCUUUCAUUAAAAGAGAAAAAGACUUCCAACGUAGACAUAAAUCAUAUUCCAUGACCCCAAGCCAUAACUAGAUCAAACAUAGGCACAUACACACCAUUUGGAGCCCAGUUAAUUUAUAUUAUUAAUAUUUAAUAUGUAGUUUGUCUGUAAACGGCACACUCCACGAAUAUGGAUACUUUUGAAUACUUUUGUGUACCAUUACUUUUUUUGAGCAUUAGAGACACAAAUCCCAUGUUUUUGUUGUUAGAACUAUUAGAUAUAUUAGAUGAACUAUUAUCUAAAAUAUCUAGACUGUAUCCAACAGUUACAAUUGUAACCGUGUCAUAAUUUUGACAAUCUAUUUAACUUGUAUUCUAUUUAAUUAGUUUUUUUUAAAAGCCUUGUUUAGUUAGUAGUAUUAAUGACCAAGAAUGCAAUAAUCACCUGGAUUCCACAUUUUUGCUUGCAACCAUGUUACUGCAUUGUUGCUGUUACAAAAACAAUAUUACAUUUGUUACACCCAAGAAGCAGCAUUGUUUGGACCAUGUCUACCACAUUGCAGAAAGAGAAGUAAAAAAAUAUAAUUUAUUGUUAUUUAUUUAAUAAUUUAUUCAAUGAUAUUGUAUGUUGGCUGCAUUUAUAAAGAUCAGCAUGAUCAGAAAAAAUAUCAAAUAUCUUGAAUAUUUGGAAACUAAAAGUUUAUCAAUAAAGUGAAUAGAUUGAUUUAGCUUAGUAAGGCUAAAUUUGCAACAC
Messenger RNA from Xyrauchen texanus (razorback sucker), 4153 nucleotides. Its product is annotated as disks large-associated protein 1-like. The transcript has 13 exons. The coding region runs from base 254 to 3235 and encodes 993 amino acids. Gene Ontology annotation, molecular function: molecular adaptor activity. Gene Ontology annotation, biological process: signaling. Gene Ontology annotation, cellular component: glutamatergic synapse; postsynaptic specialization. The record is from RefSeq and is a predicted model, not a curated record. NCBI's taxonomy places the organism in Eukaryota, Metazoa, Chordata, Actinopteri, Cypriniformes, Catostomidae.